AUGUCAAUUUCCCAGGAGCUUUCUAAUAGGAGCAAGUCAUUUGUUUGGAUUGAAUCGGCUUGGUUUGCUGUAACUAAUGUCAUCGCCUUCUUCGGAAGCCUUUCGGUUUGUUUUGCAGUAUAUAGAAACCAGAGACUUCGAACACUCGCUAAUAUGUUUAUCCUAGCCCUGGCAGUCAGCGAUAUUAUGAUAUCUAUUUUCAGUAUGCCUUUUUCAGUUGCAACAUUGGUGCACGGCAGGUGGAUCUUCGGAGCAGAUUUUUGUCAAUUUCAAGCUUUCGCGCUGUUUCUGUUUGGGCUGGCAUCUCUCAACACUAUGGGGGUAAUCGCGGUCAGCAGAUACUUUUGUGUAGUGAAGCCAGAAAAGUACAUCACAUUAUUCACUAGGAAAAGAAUCUUCCUUUACAUAUCUUUCGUGUGGUUUUUGGCUCUUUUCGCCACUGUACCUCCACUGUUCUUUAAAGAAGGUGGAUACCAGUUUCAGCCGGGAAAGGCAAUGUGUUUAUACUCCUUCGAAGUUAGCAUUGGUUACACGGUUUUUCUUGAAUGCGUAUACCUUGGCACACCAUUAACCCUGAUCACAAUUUGCUAUGCUAAAGUGUUUUACACCGUUUCGCGAUCAAAUCGUGUUUUUUCGCAAGUGAGUAACCCUCAGCAGCUGAGAGCUAACGUGGAAGAAGCAAAAGUGACAAAAACUUUAGCAGCAGUCAUGGCUGGGUUCUCGUUUUGUUGGCUGCCAAUCUGCGUAAUUGAUUAUAUAGACCUUGCGCGGGGAAAACCCACUUUGCCCCGUCGGUUAUACUUAGUGUACGGGUUCUUGAUUUAUUUGAGCAGUACCAUUAACCCGUUUAUAUACGGUGCCACGAACAGGCUCUUCAGGCGAGAGUACAAGGCUAUUUUGGAAGCAAUUUUACGCAAACUUCCCGCUGUCUCUUCAGACUUGUUUAGACGCUCAAAUCCAAGUCAAAGCCAAAAUACCCAAUCUUCUCACGUCCAAACAAAUGAAAAAAUGGAAAUUGAAACUCUCUCAUAA
Molecule: messenger RNA, 1032 nt
Organism: Porites evermanni
Lineage: Eukaryota; Metazoa; Cnidaria; Anthozoa; Scleractinia; Poritidae
Source: the annotation of a GenBank genome assembly